AUGGCCGAGGAGACGAGUCCAGGAUCUGAGGCUUCUCCGCCAGCCGAUGGCGACGAGACGAACGUUGACCAUCCAUCCAAGAAUCCUUCCGCCUUCCUCGCGCCCUCGGACUUCCUCCCGCGCCUACCUCCCUCCACUGAAACACCUUCGGGCUCGUCGGGCGUUGCUCCAAGUGAUGGGACAUCUGAUGGACCGUCACACGAUGGGACUGCUCAAGAUGCGCCAGCAACGACAGCGGCGAGCAGGUCUUUGGUCAAUGCGCAAGGUCGAACGUUGAAUCCGAGGUCGUGCGUGACUUGUCGACGCCGCAAGGUCAAAUGCGAUAAACUGCAUCCGUGUAGCAAUUGUAAUAGGGCGCAUAUUGAAUGCAUUUUUCCAGCUCCCGGCAGAGCUCCCAGAAAGCCGCGGAAGGCUGGCGAGGGAAGAGAUAAAGAGCUUCUGGAGCGUCUGCGGAGAUUGGAGGGCGUGGUAAAGGGCAUGGGCGUUGAAGUACCGAAUAAAGAGGGAGAACCUGCUCCGAAGAACAUCGACAACGAUACAAGAGCGGGGACGAACAGCACUGGUCAGGUACAUGGGGCAAGCGAAAGCAACGGGAAUGGUUUCAACAGGACAGUGGCGAAAGACCAAGCCGAUCAAGACUUUCACAACAAGACCAGAUGGGUUGAAGAACAGCAGAAGGGACGUUUCGAGAACAAGUUCGGCAGGCUAGUUGUGAAUGAGGGCAAGUCCAGAUAUAUAAACAACUCAUUCUGGGCCAGUCUUAGCAACGAGGUCGAAGAUCUGAAAGGAAUUCUCAACCAGUCAAGUGACGAGGAAGACAACCUCGCCUCGUCUCCUGGUUCCAAUGCUCCCCAAGCGCCAAGCAACCAUCAUGGCUUCGUCUUCGGGUUCGGCUCCCAGAACGUGGAUAUGUUAAGUCUACAUCCUCUCCCUGGCCAGAUAUCGGAGUAUUGGGAUCUCUACAAGGAUCGAGUAGAUCCGCUGGUAAAGAUUCUUCACCUCCCGACCCUUGAACCAACGAUUCUGAAUGCCGCGUCGCAUUUGUCGAAUCUGUCGCGAGGAUUCGAAUGCCUGCUUUUCGCCGUCUACUACGGCGCUACGACGAGUCUGAGCGCUCGGGAUUGUCUGCUAAAGCUGGGCGAAGAGAAGCUGAACCUGCUUGCGCGGUACCGGUUUGGCAUCGAACAGGCCUUGGCGAGGGCUAACUUCCUUACAACCGAAGAGAUGGUUGUACUACAGUCACUCGUGAUCUUCCUCAUAUGCCUCAGGCGUAACAGCGAUGCUCGCGUUAUCUGGACCCUGACCGGUCUUGUGGUACGGAUAGCACAGACCAUCGGCAUACAUAGAGACGGCUCGCACUUCGGACUCACGCCUUUCGAGAUCGAGAUGCGAAGGCGCUUAUGGUGGCAGACAUGCAUAUUAGACACAAGAGCUAGCGAGGACCAUGGCUGCGAUCCGACCAUCGUCGAGCAGUCCUUCGAUACGAAGAUGCCGCUCAACGUCAACGACGUUGAUAUCUCACCGGACAUGAAAGAAUUUCCUCCAGAGCGGCGAGGCUGCACCGACAUGUCUUUCUGUCUUCUGCGAUUCGAAGUAUCGAACACCUUUAGACGGAUCAAUUACAUUCCUCCGGGACCCCCCAAGGCAUGUACCGAAUACCUCACGUCCGUGACAUUGCAAGAUAAAGAGCGGUGGAUCACAGAAUGCCAUCAAAGGCUGGAGGAACGCUAUCUCAAGCAUUGCGACAUGAGCGUUCCCCUCUUCUGGGUCACAGCGACUGUAGCACGUCUGAUGAUGAGUAAGAUGUGGCUCAUGGUAUAUCAUCCGUUUCAAAGACAGAGUGGCGGAUCUGCGCUAUCAGAAGAAGUCAAAGAGAAGCUCUUCAUCACCAGUCUGGAGAAUAUGGAAUACAGCCUCCUCCUGGAGACAGAAGCCCGAACGAUGAAGUGGGGGUGGCUGUUCAGGACAUACGUUCAAUGGCAUGCGCUUGCUUUCACCCUAUCAGAACUGAGCCACCGGACAACGGGGCCCCUGGUGGAGAGGGCCUGGGCAGCCGUGGAGAAGACUCGCGAUGGGACAUGGGUCGUCUCAGUCACAGAAGAAGCUGGCGUCGGUCAUCUGUGGCGUCCGCUAAAGAAGCUCUACCGGAAAGCCAAAGAGGCGCGACAACGUGGGUUACUGGAAGAGCAGAUGGCCAUGAAUCCCGCCUCGAAUCCCCCGAACAGAACGUACAGUCCCAACGAAAACCCAAUGUUUGGCCAUCCAGCUCGACCGCGCAUGACAAGAGCUCCCCUGAGUUCUGCCCAACUCAAGCGAUUCACGGAGGGACCGGAAUUCGGCAAGGCGCCUCUGGAUAAACACGAACUACUACGAUCACCCAAGCUUUCGGAUACGACCACCCAGGAUCCUAUGGACACUGCGGGCCUGACUGAUGACAUCCUCCAGCAGCCGCAGCCGCAGCCGCAGGAAAUCGACCGAAAUUUCAUCGCAGAACAACAAUCGCAGCCAAUGAACGGCAUGCAAUCCUCAUCUGCCCAGUCCGUCGCGACGCCGCAAGCCCUCAAUCCUGCUCCAGGGUUUGGUCAGAAUUUCCUGACACAGUCUGGAAACAUCCACUUCAACGACUUCCCGAGCCAUGGCAGCGGGAUGCAACCGAGCACCAAUGGCAUGCGGAUGAACUCGAUGGACAGCCUCGACAAUGAUCUCGGUAGCGUCAUGGAUACGUCCGGAGACUUGAAUUGGGAGAACUGGGAUCAACUGGUGCGGCAGUUUGGCAUGGAUGUCGAUUCUGGCGUUGGCAUGAGCACCGGCCCCACGACGAACUGGAACGGUGCGAACCUCGAGGUGGGUACUAGCGGGCAGAAUCUCAGAAUGGGCAUGGGCAUGGGUGGAGGAGAUUGGUUUUGA
Messenger RNA from Lecanosticta acicola, 2907 nucleotides. Lineage: Eukaryota; Fungi; Ascomycota; Dothideomycetes; Mycosphaerellales; Mycosphaerellaceae. The record is from the annotation of a GenBank genome assembly.